Molecule: messenger RNA, 750 nt
Organism: Oncorhynchus kisutch (coho salmon)
Lineage: Eukaryota; Metazoa; Chordata; Actinopteri; Salmoniformes; Salmonidae
Product: vasotocin-neurophysin VT 1
Exons: 3
Coding region: 110-571 (153 amino acids)
Cellular component (GO): extracellular region; secretory granule
Molecular function (GO): neurohypophyseal hormone activity
Source: RefSeq, a predicted model, not a curated record
AAUACCGGAAAGUUCCUAGCAGACAUUCGAAAAGAAAAACCGAGCCCUUUGAAAGAGUUCAGUUGUAGCCGACAGUAUCAAUUGGACGAAGCACUUCAGACUGAACAAGAUGCCAUAUUCUACGUUUCCACUGCUGUGGGUCCUGGGGCUCCUCGCGCUAUCCUCCGCGUGCUACAUCCAGAACUGUCCGCGAGGCGGGAAGCGCUCUUUUCCUGAUCUUCCACGACAGUGCAUGUCGUGUGGCCCCGGGGACAGGGGCCGCUGCUUUGGCCCCAAUAUCUGCUGUGGGGAGGGAAUGGGCUGUUACAUGGGCUCCCCAGAGGCAGCUGGUUGUGUGGAGGAGAACUACCUGCCCUCCCCCUGCGAGGCUGGAGGAAGAGUGUGUGGCUCUGAGGGAAGCUGUGCUGCAUCCGGAGUCUGCUGUGACUCAGAGAGUUGUGCGCUAGACCCAGACUGCCUAGAGGACAGUAAACGUCAGUCACCCAGCGAACAGAACGCUGCCUUAAUGGGUGGUUUGGCAGGAGACCUGCUGCAGAUCCUACAUGCCACCAGCAGAGGGAGACCUCAGUAACCAACCACUGCCCAUCCCUCACCUGAACACACCCAGAAUAGAGCUUAAAUUCACCAUUUCACAUGCACUACUACAAAAACAAACCUCACACAGAUUCACAGACACACAGCAGAAGUAGAGAGCAGGCUUGCUACAUAAGGGGGAAAUUUAUCAGCUCUACAUGAAUGUUUACUGUGUGC